This is a messenger RNA of Ficedula albicollis (Collared flycatcher), 1488 nucleotides long. It is a transcript of the gene AP1S3, whose product is annotated as adaptor related protein complex 1 sigma 3 subunit. The coding region runs from base 524 to 1045 and encodes 173 amino acids. The record is from RefSeq and is a predicted model, not a curated record. Gene Ontology annotation, molecular function: clathrin-cargo adaptor activity. Gene Ontology annotation, biological process: intracellular protein transport; vesicle-mediated transport. The transcript is spliced from 5 exons. NCBI's taxonomy places the organism in Eukaryota, Metazoa, Chordata, Aves, Passeriformes, Muscicapidae. Gene Ontology annotation, cellular component: intracellular membrane-bounded organelle; membrane coat; AP-1 adaptor complex.
UGUCCUUUAUUUAAUACAGUAUCAAUUACUGAGGUUUGUCAUUUGUCAUGACAGUUGUCUGAGUUUCAUAAUAUCAUGCUUUCUUCAGUAAAACCAGCCAAGCUUCCUUUCCAAAGUAGGUUUCUUCUGCCCCUUAUUGCCUCUUGUAGGAACCUGCUGUUUUGUGAUCUGAAAUAGUGCAAUAUCAAUGUUGUUAGUGAUUAUCAUAAUUAUCUCAGUCUUCAUAUUUCUAGUCUUCUGCCACACUGAUCCUGAUUUCCCUACUCCUGUUGUGGAUAAGUUUAUUCCCUUCACUGAGGUAUCUGAUUUUGCUGAAGGAGGGGGUGGUGCCCUCUUCUCACCGCUGCAAAGUGGUGAUACUCCUGUUCCCCAGGGCAGGGGCAGAAAAGGAAGCAAAGCUGCUGUUUGCACCAGGUAAGGAGGAUGGGUAGGAGAGGAUGUAAAGGGUUUACCUAGGGAAGAUGUGCCACAGGGAAGGGAGAGCUGCCUGGGAAAGAAACAGGAGAGAGGAGCGAUCUUUCCCAUGCCGAGCCUCCCCCAGACCUCACUGACACCAUGUCCAACCAUCAUACCAGGUUUGGAGAUACACUUUAUACUGCUGUUCAGUCGGCAGGGGAAGUUAAGGCUUCAGAAAUGGUACACGACGCUACCUGAUAAAGAGAAGAAAAAGAUCAUUCGAGAAAUUGUUCAGAUUAUUUUGUCUCGCAAUCAAAAAACAAGUAGUUUUGUUGACUGGAAAGACCUCAAGCUUGUUUACAAAAGGUAUGCUAGUUUGUAUUUCUGCUGUGCAAUAGAAGACCAGGAUAACGAGCUGCUGACACUAGAGGUCGUUCAUCGAUAUGUGGAGCUCCUGGACAGAUACUUUGGAAACGUGUGCGAGCUGGAUAUUAUCUUUAAUUUUGAAAAAGCUUAUUUUAUUCUUGAUGAGUUUAUAAUUGGUGGAGAAGUACAAGAGACUUCAAAGAAGACUGCAGUGAAAGCCAUAGAAGAGUCUGACAUGCUGCAGGAGACAGUGGAAGAAUACAUGAACAAGCCUGCAUUUUGAUGUUAAACUACCUGCAGAGAAAACUGCUGUUUGCACCUCUGAAGUGCACUUCCUGAAAUUGCUUCCCAAUGUGCCAGAUCCUCAGAGAAAUACCAAAAACCAAUAACUGAAGGGGCUUGUUUGUAUAAUGGUGAAGAUGAAGGUCAGCUAAUGUAGCAAAGGGUUUAACAAUUCUGUGCUGUACAUUACUCUGUAUGUGAGUUUCUCAGAGUUGUUAUUACCCCAGUCUAGUUUCUCUUCUCCUUGCUGGACUCAGCUCUUGUUUUGCACCAUGUCUUUUAGCUACGGGUUUUGUCAUCACAAAGUGCUCCUCUGACAAUACUUUGAAAAGAGGUGUUUUUACUAGUUUUGUUCACUGCUGACUGUAUGACUCUACUUUUGUACAAAUGUCCAUUAUUUUGAAUGUAAUGGUUAUUCUGCUGUAAUAAUAAUUUUUUUCUAAA